Messenger RNA from Ceratina calcarata, 2527 nucleotides. Its product is annotated as ALG1, chitobiosyldiphosphodolichol beta-mannosyltransferase. The record is from RefSeq and is a predicted model, not a curated record. The transcript is spliced from 14 exons. Gene Ontology annotation, cellular component: endoplasmic reticulum. Lineage: Eukaryota; Metazoa; Arthropoda; Insecta; Hymenoptera; Apidae. Bases 171 to 2396 code for a protein of 741 amino acids. Gene Ontology annotation, molecular function: mannosyltransferase activity; omega peptidase activity.
AGCAAUUUGCAACACAUUCCGAUGCAACAAUGCAAGUAGAUAACAGGACGCUUGAUUGCUUGUAACACGUAUUUGACGUAUUAUUAUUAUCAAUUGAUUAGUUUCACGCGUUAGGGCAUAGUUUGAAUCACAUAUCGUCGGAACCGAAAGUGUCACGGCUUCGUCUAAAAAUGUGGGGCAUUUGUUUACUUUGUGCGAUUCCUGUAAUUUUGUUUGUACUUAGGAAGUUGAUUCUGAAUGUAUAUAAAAAGCGUAAGCAUAUUACUAUUGUCGUUCUUGGGGAUUUGGGCAGAAGCCCCAGGAUGCAAUAUCACGCGUUGUCGUUCGCAAAAGAAGGCUUUACCGUGGACUUCGUAGGUUACCGGGGUUCUACACCGUUGAAAGAAAUAAGACAGAAUCACAAUAUUCAUAUUCAUUACCUUUGGCCGCUUCCAGAAUUAGAAGCAUUACCUCGUUUGCUUUAUUAUGCGAUGAAAACAGUGAUCCAAACAACAAAUUUAGUAUGGAUCUUAGUUAUGAAUGCCGUGGUAGAUGACAUAUUAGUACAGAACCCACCUGCAAUCCCAACAAUUCCAGUUUGUUGGCUUUAUUCCAUGCUCGUUAAUGGGCGAUUAAUUCUCGAUUGGCAUAAUUAUGCGUACACUCUUAUGGUUCUUAAUUUAGGCAAUGAUCAUCUCUUAGUAAAGAUUACUAAACUAGUUGAGAGCUAUUUUGGCUCGAGGGCCGAUCGUAAUUUUUGUGUUUCUCAAGCAAUGAAAGAAGACUUAGAACGAAAUUGGGGAGUUAAAGCCAAAGUAUUGUACGAUCGUCCAGCAAAAGAAUUUCGACCUAUAUCAUUAACAGAGAAACAUGAAUUCUUGUUAAGCUUAAGUAACAAGUACGAUGUGUUCAAUGGUCAGACGAAGGAUUCAACUAUAUUUACAGAAUGUCUCGAGAACGAAGUGCAGUUACUCUCUAAAAGACCUGGUCUCCUUGUAUCGAGUACAAGUUGGACGGAAGAUGAAGAUUUUUCAAUACUGAUAAAUGCAUUGCAAGAUUAUGAAAAUGCAUUUGUAGAAGACGAUUGCAAUCUUCCUGAUUUAAUCUGUGUAAUAACUGGUAAAGGUCCAAUAAAAGAAUUUUAUGUAGCUAUCGUGAAAUUGAAGAAUUGGAAACACGUUGUAGUUGUAACACCAUGGCUUGCGAAUGAAGACUAUCCUAAAAUGCUAGCUAGCGCAGACUUAGGAAUUAGUCUUCACACAUCGUCUAGCGGCUUAGAUUUACCAAUGAAAGUAAUUGAUAUGUUCGGUUGUGAACUUCCAGUUUGUGCAUACAACUUUAAGUGCUUAUCAGAGCUCGUUAAACAUAACGAAAAUGGAAUGGUCUUCGCAAGCGAUAAAGAAUUAGCUGCGCAGCUGAAAUCGUGGUUUGAAGACUUUCCCAAUAACAAACAUCAACAGGAAUUGGAAAAGAAAUUUCGAGCAGAACUGCACGAAUUUCAAAAAAGUCGAUGGCACGGCACCGAUGGAAUGCUUAAUAAUCGGCCAAUAAUUGGCGUCUUAGCGCAGGAAGUGAGCCCCACAAUGAAAAAUAAGAUUGGAAAUGAUAUUUAUACUAGUUAUAUCGCGGCAUCCUAUGUAAAGUUUAUUGAAGGUGCCGGUGCAAGAGUUGUUCCGAUCAUGAUCGGAAAAAAUAAAGCUUAUUAUGAAGAUGUCUUGAGCCAAAUCAAUGGGGUUCUGUGGCCUGGUGGAGCGACAUAUUUCAAUGGCGGAUAUGCCGAUGCAGGAGAUAUUAUUUAUAAGAUCGCGAAAAAAAUGAACGAGAAUUCCGAUUAUUUUCCAAUUUUUGGGAUAUGUUUGGGUUUCGAAUUAUUGACGUACGUUGUCGCUAAUCGAGCCGAGCACAGGAUUUCCUGCAGCAGCAAUGCUCAAACGAUUCCUCUUGUAUUUUCUCCAGAUUAUCGAAACAGCAGAAUGUUCGGAAAUAUUUCCUCGGAGAUUAAAGAUAUAUUAGAAACUAAAAAUGUAACGGCGAACUUCCACCAUUUUUGCGUUACCAAGAAUGCCUUGAAAAAAGUUGGGAUAAACGACAAGUUUCGAAUACUAUCAACCAACUGGGAUCUGUCCGAAACCAAAUUUAUUUCGUCGUUAGAACACGUUACCUAUCCGUUCUACGGAUUGCAAUUUCAUCCAGAGAAGAAUUUGUAUGAAUGGAUCAUCGGUGGAAAUAUACCGCAUGGAAAGAACGCGAUCAAAGCGUCCCAGUACUUCGCUAAUUUUUUCGUUAGCGAAGCACGAAAGAAUACACACGAAUUUCACUCCAAGCGCCAGGAAAUUAAGAGCUUGAUUUACAACUACAAUCCAAAGUAUACAAGACUGAAUAAUCUGACUUUCGAACAAUGUUAUUUCUUCGAGUAAUAUUCAUACCAAAAGUGAUUACUUAAGAAAAACUCGUAAACUUAGAUAACAUUUGUUAUUUCUAAUUAAGCUAAGAUAUUAAUGUAUAAACUUUGUAUAAAUAAAACGUACGGAAACUGUGUUACAUGUUA